GAGCCACUUUCCAGCUUCACUCAGAUGUUCAAGAACAAUACUGAGGAACCUUUGUGCUUGUUGCCAUGGACAAAACCUUUGCUCUUGUCCUCUGCUCUGUGCUGCUGCUCACUGCUGAAAUCCAAGGACGAUGCCUGUGCACAACUAAAGGUUCUGACUUUGUUCACCCAAAAUCCUUACAAAAACUAGAUAUGUAUCCUAAGAGUCCAUCCUGCGAAUACAUCGAGAUCAUUGCUACACUGAAGGGCUCUGGACAGCAAAAAUGUCUGAACCCUGAUUCCAAGUUGGUGAAGAAGAUGGUGCAGAACCUCAUCAAGAAAAGGUUCCUAGCAAAACUUCCCAGUAAGUGGGCAAUUCUUCAGUGAGAGACAUGCCAAUGGACGAGCACUAUUGGAAGGUUUCAGCUAAUCUGACACACACUUCCCAAAACAAUCUUUAUUUUAAAAUUAGUUGCCUUAAUUAUUAAAUAUGCAUCUUGCUUCCUUUUAAUCUAUAUAAUGUUACAUGCAAUUGUAAUUAAGAGGUAAGUGAAAAACUUGGCCAUAGGCUUUCUUAAUAGCAUUAUACACAUCUUAUCAUAUCAAAGCAACAAUGCUCUGUGUUUAACCUACAUGCAAACUUUAUUUUUAAUGUAAAUGUACAUGACUAUCUAUUAAAAAGCAGUAUAACACACUGGUGGAAUUGAAUUGCCUUCACUAAUACUCUUUGUGCUAUGUCAUUCUCCUUGUAAAUCCAGAUCAGUAAAAGUGAAUAAAAAGCACUGAAAACUA
Molecule: messenger RNA, 770 nt
Organism: Alligator sinensis (Chinese alligator)
Lineage: Eukaryota; Metazoa; Chordata; Crocodylia; Alligatoridae
Product: C-X-C motif chemokine 10-like
Exons: 4
Coding region: 66-365 (99 amino acids)
Biological process (GO): inflammatory response; cellular response to lipopolysaccharide; chemokine-mediated signaling pathway
Cellular component (GO): extracellular region
Molecular function (GO): CXCR chemokine receptor binding; chemokine activity
Source: RefSeq, a predicted model, not a curated record